CGCAAAAGGAGGAAGGGAAAGGGGAAGGAAUGGGAUUUGCCACGUAGUUGAGAAAUGGCAACAGGUCGGCGCUCCUCAUUUGGCUCCAACCACGUGGGAGAAGACGACGAGCUGAAUUGGGCGGAGGCUCAGGGUCGCCGGGCGACAGACGAAGGCGCACCUGUUCCAGCAACAGGACUACAUGCACUUGGCGGGAGGCAAGAGACCGACGAGCGACCUCACCGCUCUGACGUGCCACUACACUCGCCUGGCCCUCCCGGCCUACAUGUGUCGCCCGAGAUGAUGAGUAUCGCCCAGGAGGCAUUCCUUCUGGCGACAAUCAGGCAACGUCAACAUCAUCCUACCAGUGGGGAUGGGCCCCUGUCCUUCAAGUGAGCAGAAAGACGUGUAGGUCAGUCAGUCAGUCCUGUGUGUGUGUGGAUGAUGGAUGCAUUGCAUUCUUCCAUCUCCUUCUUGUAUGUAUCUUGUCCCCCCUUGUGUUGCGUGUGCAGGGACAUCCGUUUGACCACGUCGUCCGUCGUGCAUGGCCUCCCUCUAGCGGAGCGGCUGCUGCACGACAACUUUCCUGCGGAGGCAUUCGCCCCCUUCCAUCCGCCACGGGGGGGCACCAAGCGCCGCGUGGAUGGCACGAAGGCCGGUGCUGGGUGCGCGAAGGAGAGGUCCGUCGCGGCGUCCUCUAGUAGUGCAGCAGCAGCUGCUGCUGCUGCUGCUGGUAGUGGCGAUGGUGUGGUGGCGGAGAGCGCCGCUGGAAGUGUUGUCAAGACAGGGGAGGGGGCAACGGGCAAGGGGAAGGGGAAGGAUGGAGAAGAGGGAGGGCAUCAGGUACGAAAGAGAGAAAUCGCCCGCAGCUUAUUGCGGGUGCCGCACAGCGCAUGCGGACUGUGUCCAUGUCUGGGUGUGGUGUGUCUGUCUGUGUGGUCGGUUCCCUCGUCAGGUGUGUCCGAUAUGCCAGGAGGAGUUGGUGUUGCUGCAGCAGCUGAGAAGAGUCGACGAAUGUGGCCACUGUGUAAGUGAAGUGAAGUCACUCCUCCAUCCCACAUACGCUCACAACACAGACAUCUGUCUGUCUGUCUGCUGGUGACAUUUUGUGUCAGUUCCACGCGUGGUGUCUAGACGAGUGGCUCGAGAAGAACUCCACCUGCCCCAUGUGCAGGCUUAACCUGCACGACUCUGCCCGUCGUCUUCGUGCCAUGCUGCCGCCCCCGGAGCCCUCAUCUCCCGGUGGCGAGUCGGACGCCACUCUGCCCGACAGGGACCCCCCCUUCGGCUUCCGUCCUCUGCCGGGUUUCGGCAUCCCGCACUCUCACCAUCACAGCUUCGUCUUCAUCGAGGCACCUCUUGUCCAGAGGCAAGUCCAGCCGGCCACGCAGCCGCCGUCAGGGCAGACACCACCCACCCCGCCCCCUCCCGCCCCUCUGCAAACUCGCCAGCACCAGCCUGAGCGGCCGACGGGGACGUUGGCAAGCUUGCGCUCGAGGGCGAUGCGUGCCAUUCGGUCGCUCGUGCCGUCUGCUGGUGGCCGUCGUGGUGGUGGUGGUGGUCGGAGAGAGGCGCAAGGGGAGAGGGACACGGAGAGGGAGAGCGGUGACUGGAGGAGGGUGGUGCGGCGCCGUGUCGAUCAGGGCCAGCAUGAGGAGGGAGGGGGGAGUGGGGUUGAGGGGGGCGGCCGUGUUGGCCGCGGCAGGUGGCUUGUGGUAGAACAGGCACCUGUUUCACAUGUGCAAGAGAGGGUCAGUGAGGGAUGUGAUGCACAGGGGCCGGGCCACCAGCACAGCACCAGCGAAAGAAGAAUCAAUCGGACGUGUGUCGCUUGUUUAUUUCAGGAGCGUCCUGUCGUUUCUUCUGACGUCUUUCCCUCGGUGAUUCCGCCAAGCCUGUACCCAGCGGGUGAUGCUGGAGGUGGCAGUCGUGGCGAUGCGGACGCGCCGGCCCACCCCAUGACCCCCCCGCCCGCCUACACUGCCGACGAGGCCGAGCCCCAAGACCCCUCGCAUGACGAGCUCCUCCAUCCACAGUGGCUGCAAGCACCCCAUCCCCCGGCUGCCCCAGUCCUGGGCGCUCACCCACCACCACCAAGGGCAAUGGCAGCCGCAGCUGCUGCAGCCGCCUCGUCCGGGCCUAGCUCGUCUCAGACAGGACAGGCGCUGGACAUCUAUUACGACACGCCGACGCCGCUGCAGCCACGCUAUGCGGUGAGUGAGUCGUGUGAGUGGGGGAGGGGCAACACACACGCCACGCGGGUGGUCUGCGCAGUCACCGGCUCAUCCAUCGGUUAAACGGUCUGGGUGCUGUGUGCAGCACUCGAUGCAGGCCAUGCACGCCUCGAUGGAUGACAUCCAUAGCGGCGGGCCACACGACGAUGACCACCAAGACGCAGGCGGCUGGACGGACACAUAGAUAGGGACUCACUCGUGGCAUGGUCGAUGCGAUCGAUGUGUAGCAGGCAGAGGUACCCGGGGGCCCACCCACCCAUGGGCUUUUCUUUUCG
Molecule: messenger RNA, 2488 nt
Organism: Vitrella brassicaformis
Lineage: Eukaryota; Vitrellaceae
Source: the annotation of a GenBank genome assembly